AUGUCGAAACUUGAUGAUUUUUUCAAAUCUAUUGAUGAGCUUCGAAUAUUAGAACCGUCGUAUUUUCAACCGAAACUCUAUGGUACCAAAGAAGUCAAUAAAAGCCGUUUCUCAUUAGAAAGCUUCCUCCAGGUAGAAUUUUUCUUCAGUAGCAUAAAUCCAUUAUCCUGAAAGCGGUAUUUAAAAAAUACAGAAUUUCAGAAAACCCCAGCCGCCCUUGUCGAAGAAGGAUGUCAAGCGGUUUAUCAAACCAAACUUGACUGGAUAAUGACUGCCGAAAAUGUUAUCGGCAAUGUGUGUAAGCUCUUAGAAUUGGACCAUCUAAGAAUUUUCUCAGGAAACUCAGUUCGAAAUGACGGGCAAAAUGAUGUCCAUUGUUGCGAAAGGGGUCGGCUCGAAUAAAAAGCAAGCCAAGCACCGGGCCGCGAUUGAUUUCUUGUACAAAGUCGUCGAGAACGGUCGUCACAAGGAAUUUUUGAUUCCAGGCGAUACGGAAGAAGAAGCCAAGGCCAAUAUGUAUGGAUUAUUAUUGAAGAUUUUCAUAAGGACUUUUUCCACAGAGCCAAGUUGAUCGAACCAUCUGCGAUGCUCCCAGAACAAAAGUCAAGCUCGGCGGUCGAAGAAAAAACCGUCGGACCCAUUUCAGCGACUUCGAUUCCUCCUGAAGAAGCGAAUAAGAAUUGGGUUGGCGAUGUCCAAGAAUUGUAAUUUUCCAACAGUUUUCUCAGAAGAAGAGGAUUUUUCAGAUGUCAAAAGAAUAAAAUAUCGGUUAACUACGAGUUCACAGAAGAAGGCGUCAACGAGAAAAUUUUCAUCGCGCAGUGCACGGUUUCUAUUUAUUUACUGUUCCAUAGUAUCUUCCUGUUAUUAAAGGUGAACAAAUUGGUCACCGAAGGACGUGCGAAAACGAAGAAAACGGCCAAGACUAUUUCUGCAUAUUUGAUGUCGAAAAAAUUGAGAGACGAUCUGGAGUCCAUGGACAGAGACGCCCUUGACGAGAGCCCUGGUUAGAGUUUCGGAAUCACCUCGAAAAUCAGGUUUUUGUUUACAGAUGUUCUACCUGGUGCGGAAAAAUCGCAAGUUGACGUCGAGAAAACGGACGCCGUCAUUUCCACGCCAACAGACUACGAAGCCGCGUUGAGGUCCAUUCUGUCCGACACGACGAAAUUCGCCUCUUUCGACCUCGAUUAUUCUUUCUUGACAUCUAAGUCAACAAACGGUAGAGAAAGAUUCCAAAUUCAUUCUCAUGUCGUUUUUUUUCCAGAUACAACACAGUGUAUCCUGUGCGCCAAACUGGAAUUAACCCCACUUCCCGUCGAAGAAAAAUGAGGUUUUUUUUAUUUGAAAAAAAGUUAGGAAGGGUUAAUUUAUUUGAUUUAAUUUAAUUUAAUAUAUUGAUCAAAACAUAUGUUGGAGUCUUAAUAAAUAGGAAAUAAUACUGAAAACCUUCUUGAAAAAUUUUUUUCAUAGUUCUUAAAAAAAUUGCACCAGUUUUGAAUAGAGAAUAAUGACUGUGUAAAAGAAGGAUUUUUCGCGAUUUUGCCAUUUUCCGGAUUUUUUUUCUCGAAUUUUCAUAUUAACUUGAAGGAGCUCUCAUUUUUCAUAAUUUAUUGCUAUUUUUUUACUAAAAAAAUAAAGUUACGAGCUUGAUUUAAAAUACCUGAAAAAGAACUUUCUUUAACUGAUUUUUUUGCUUUUUUUAUGGUCUACGUAGAAAAAAAAGCCUUUUUAAAAUGUUUAAAAGCGUCAAAAAAAUAUAGCUCAAAAUUUGUUUGAAAAAAACGUGACUAAGAAGGGAAAAAAAGAGAAGCUUUUUGCGCUCCUUUUUUGAAACUGCGAAAAGAUAUAUUUCUUUUUGAAGCCUUGUAGACGAAAUUGAAUGGUUUCUAUGUAUAAACCUAUUUUCUUUUAAUAAAGAAGGAAAGUCUUCAAAUUUGAGUUCUCGAAAUCGGAAGAAUCUGUGCGCGAGAAGGAAAAGAAGGAGAGACGUGAACGUCGACGCGAAGAAGACAGUGCUGAGAUAGUCUUCGGCGGCGAAGGCAUGGAUGAGAAAUUGGCCCGGCAAGAUGCCUCUCGAUCCGCUCUUUUGCACAUUCUCACCAUUUAA
Molecule: messenger RNA, 2107 nt
Organism: Caenorhabditis auriculariae
Lineage: Eukaryota; Metazoa; Nematoda; Chromadorea; Rhabditida; Rhabditidae
Source: the annotation of a GenBank genome assembly